AUGCGUUACUCUUCCGCCCUGGUGUUGAGCACCAUUGUUGUUGGCCAAGCUACCGCCGCCAACCUCCACAACCGUCACGCCAGCUUCCAUGCUCGCCGUCAAGCUGAGGCCAAGCGUUCCGUUGAUACCAGCAACGUCGACUGGAGCAAGGUCGCCUACCAACUGGGCGACGUCGACUGGGACAAGGUCUUCGCAACUCCUUCUCCCAAGCCAGCAGAGCCUGUUGCUGAGGCCAAGCAAGUCGAGGCUGCAGCAGCCCCUACCUACCCCUCGUCCUCCGCUCCCGCUGAGGAGAAGAAGCCUUCUCCUACUCCCACUCCAACUCCUACCUCCACCCCUACUCCUUCUCCCUCCUCGGCUCCCGCCGACGACAAGAAGGAUCCUAUCGGUGAUCUCCUCGACAACGUAGGCGACUCCAUCAACGACAUUGUCGGUGACGUCUUGAACGGACUCCAGUCUAUGAUCACCAGCAUUGGCGCAAAGACCGGAAAGAACCCCAAGAGCAACCAGAACGGUAUCUGGCUCGGUAAGGACAGCAAGUGGAGGACCCAGUUCACCAACGACAACAACAAGGAUGCUAUCCUCUUCUGCUGGAGGUCCAACGACUUCAAGAACAUGUGCAUCAACGAGAUGCAGCCUGAGAUCUCCGUUGGCCUCAAGUCUGGCGAGUCCGUCGAUAUCUCCUUCGAGGAGAACGCUUCCGCCGCUUGCGCACCAGUCUUCCCUGACACUAAGCUGGCCAUGUUCGGUGGUGUUGACAACACUUGGUUCGAGGUCACCUUCGGCCCAACUGGUGCUUUCGAUGUUUCCCGCAACAUCAACAUGAACGGUAGCAACAUCUCUGCCAAGGGCUCCAAGUGCACAUCAGACAUGAACACUUGCGUCUUCAAGUGCAAGAACGGCAUGAACACUUGCGAGAAGGGUACCGACUACGACCUCUUCAACUGCGACUCUGGCAACGGUGGUGGCGGCGGCUACGACCCAAUCAUGGCCGGUACCGGUGGUGGUUGCUCCAUGGGCCAGAACGGCGAAGUCAUCAAGGUUGUCCUUUCAUAA
Messenger RNA from Bipolaris victoriae FI3, 1056 nucleotides. RefSeq lists its product as hypothetical. The transcript is spliced from 2 exons. NCBI's taxonomy places the organism in Eukaryota, Fungi, Ascomycota, Dothideomycetes, Pleosporales, Pleosporaceae. The record is from RefSeq and is a predicted model, not a curated record. Bases 1 to 1056 code for a protein of 351 amino acids.